Molecule: messenger RNA, 323 nt
Organism: Cetraspora pellucida
Lineage: Eukaryota; Fungi; Glomeromycota; Glomeromycetes; Diversisporales; Gigasporaceae
Source: the annotation of a GenBank genome assembly
CAUUAGAUACUGUCAUUCUUGAUAAGAAGAGUUUGUAUAAGAAUGUUCUUACUAAAUUAGAUUGGAAUAAAUUAAGGCAGCUUGUUAAAAUUUUACAACUAUUUAAAGAGGCAACAACUACUAUGUCAGCUUUGGAAUAUCUAACCUCAUCAAUGGCUGUUCCUCUUUAUUAUGAAUUGUUUAAAAUACUUGAAGAAUUUAAGCAAAAAAAGACUAUACCACAGUGGCUUAUUCUAGGAUGUGAAGCAGUGAUGAAAAAACUCCUAAAUUACUGCAAUAAAACAAGCUUAUUGCAUUUCAUAGCAAUUAUUUUGGACCUAUGA